Clarias gariepinus (North African catfish) is the source of this 1800-nucleotide messenger RNA. RefSeq lists its product as uncharacterized. NCBI's taxonomy places the organism in Eukaryota, Metazoa, Chordata, Actinopteri, Siluriformes, Clariidae. The transcript is spliced from 15 exons. The record is from RefSeq and is a predicted model, not a curated record. Bases 13 to 1251 code for a protein of 412 amino acids.
ACCCAAAAGGCCAUGAAAAUACACAUGUCUCUGAUCCUCUGUCCAAACAUCUGCAUGUUUGUUGCUUUCUGUUUGUGGUCGACAGAAGGGUUUCUAUCUGAGGUUAUCACUUGUUCAACUGUCAGUAUCAUGAGACCCCUCAUCCUUUUGAAAACGUCUUCGUAUCUUGACAGGUUACCACAGUUCUUACAAAAAGCAGUGACGGUGUUGGCUUUUCCACUUUACCAUUCAAGUUUAGUCAUGGGUGCAUGUUUAUUUUUCUUUGGUGCACGUAUACAGACGAGAGCAAUGCAACUUGACGCAGUACUAGUGGUCUUAGCAAUGAUGUUCUUCAUCACUGCUGUUGUGUUUGCUGUCUAUGGCCUUCGGAUAUAUCUGACUGUAUGUCUAGAAGCAAUUAAUUCAGUACUGCUUGCACUCAGUAUCAGGAGCAGUGCAAUCUUGGCCCUUCGCUUUGAAAUGGUUAUGGUCUUACCAUCUCUAACCGUGGGGAUUAUGAUGGUUCUCUCUCUACAAAGGCACCUUUUUCUAGGAAAGCCCUUUAAACGUGUGCAUAUCGUGGUGUCAUCCAUUCUUAUGACUACAUUUAGCGUCUAUGAAAUUUGUUCGUAUAUAAUAAUUUCUAUUACCUUAAAAGAUUUUCAUAGAGGUUGGAAAAUGUUAUUCGCAGUUGUAAUAUUUAUACUUGUGUGGUCAGGAGUGAAUUUUCUAUUAUGCUGCCACAGAAGACAGAAACAAGUUUGCUGCUUUCAGUGGAAAAAAAUAGGAUAUUUAUGCUGCGCUAUUAUUGUUGCAUUUCUAAUCACUUUACAUGGGACAUUGUGCUUUCGUUAUAUAUAUCUCCUUAUGGACAAUAAAGAUCGUGCUGGAUCUUUGGCGCUGAUGCCACUGGUCCAGGUUUUAGUAGCAACAUGCUUCUUCAAACAUCCUAAAGUUUUACCUGAUUUCAUUCAUAUUGUGAUCUACAUGUUUGGAGCUGUAGGUCUCAGUAUUGUUAAUGCUAUUGCUCUUGCCACUGAACUGAUCCUAAAAACAGAGGCAGGAGCACGAACUAUAGAAGAUCUGCGUCUGAUUGUUCUACCAUUUGAAAUGGUGUCUCUCUUUGCUUGGCUCACUAUUCAAAUCUACAGUGCCUGGAUAGGACUUAGAGACAGUUUUAACAGAAUGGAGCAUAACUUUGAAAAUAAAAGGAGACCAAAACCAGAGGUCAUUCCAGAAAUGGAGGCUCUCUCAGACCCUAACCCUGACUGAUCUGGAGGUGAUUAAUAACACAUACUGUCCCCCCAAAUGUAUUCUUCCAAAAGUACUUUUGUUUUUGCCUUGUGAGAAAAAUAUUAUUAUACAGAAGAGCUACAUUAUACAGUAUAUUGUGUAUAUGUAUUUCAGAAAACAUUAACAUUUAUACACUAAUGAUAUUUAACUAAGUCAGUCUUAGUCUUAACAUUUUUUUUUUUUUUACUUGAGCUACAAUUUUAUUGGUCAUAUCUUGUAUCUACAGUACCUGGUUUAUUAAGUGUGGUAUUCCUCUUGUAUUUCAAUGUGCUCUAUAGCAUUACAACUUUAAGAAUAAUUCUUUUUUUUAAUGAUUGCAGACUUUUAGUUCAAACUUUAAAGUUUCUGCUAUCAUCUGCAAUAUAAAGGAUAAGGAUCCUCUUGCUGCUGUGUUUGUUCCUUAGCUUGUGACUUUACUGACAAACUCCUCUGCCCUAAACCUCUUGCCAAAUAUGUAAGGUUACAUCUUUAUUUCUGACUUUGGUAAAAAGCUCUGACACUGUACAGUAAAAUCCUUCCAAAAAUAAA